UUCUGCGGGCGGGUGCUGGGCAUGGUCAACACUGAGGACGUCAACGCCAUCAUCCUGGCCCAGAAAAACAUGCUGGAUCGAUUCGAGAAAACCAAUGAGAUGCUGCUCAACUUCAACAACCUCUCCAGUGUCCGCAUGCAGCAGAUGAACGAGCGUUUCCUCCACCACACCAAGACGCUGGUGGAAAUGAAGAAGGAUCUGGACAGCAUCUUCCGGAGGAUCCGGACGCUGAAAGGGAAGCUGGCGAAGCAGUACCCGGAGGCUUUCAGCAACAUCCACGAAUCUCCCAUCCUAGAAGACGAUGAUGACUUCGACCCCGUCCCGAAAAGCACGACAACCACCAUCGCUACCUCUGAGCAGAGCACGGAGUCCUGCGACACGAGCCCUGACAUCAUCUCUCCCACCAUGAGUCAGGAUUUUGAGGAUUUAUCCCAAGGCCAGUACGAUUUACCGGCCGUGAAUGGACAGAGUCUCACAGAUGAAGACACGGCCAACGACCUGGACUAG
Messenger RNA from Phaethon lepturus (White-tailed tropicbird), 507 nucleotides. RefSeq names its product KxDL motif containing 1 (gene KXD1). The annotation marks the transcript as partial. Gene Ontology annotation, cellular component: BORC complex. Gene Ontology annotation, biological process: lysosome localization. The transcript has 4 exons. The record is from RefSeq and is a predicted model, not a curated record. NCBI's taxonomy places the organism in Eukaryota, Metazoa, Chordata, Aves, Phaethontiformes, Phaethontidae.